UGCCGUUAAUCAGUCCGACCAACUGCCUUCUCCAGUUCAAACUUGCUACGGCUGCGGCUUCCUCCUUCCGUCUGCGAUCUUUACGAGCUCUGGAGAAAUAUUGGACAAGCUUUUUCGGUGUACGAGUCAACGUGUUGGGCCCAGCAUGGAAGGUUACUCGUACGCGUACAUCUCCGAGCCCGUGGAGUUUAGGCAUGUGGAGGGCAAGGCCCUCGACUUCCGCAAGACGUUCGAUGUGCGGGGUCGUGGCACUGACGAAAUGCUGCAGCUUUACCUACGGAAGGCCAAUCUGCCCGACGACCUUGACCGUCUGCCGGCCAUUCAGAGACGGGCCUAUGUCUAUGACAUAAUUAGGAGCCAUAAAGGGCCCGGUUAUUGGGUGCCGCCGUCCAUGCAAGUGAGUAGCAACGUGUUUGACCAGCCGCCACCUGCCGUACGCCCACCGCCCGCAGCCGCCAGAGCCACGCCCUACGCCGACAACGGCAGUCUGUACAGCAUGAAGAGCUCUUCCUCAUCGAACAGCUUGGACAGGUACGCUGGCGCCCCGCCAGCCACUGCCAUUGCGGGGCCCAGCUUCGCCACAAGCGUCCUGGUCAGCAGCAAGGGCUCCAAGUACGAGAUCAGUGGCCCCGUCAACUUUCAGCAUGUGUCCGGCGACGUGACUCGGGAUCGCACGAGAAACGCCUUCGACCUGAGCGCCGAUGCCAACGACAACGUCCUGAGGAAGUACAUGAUGGAGCGUGGCAUUACGGAGGCGGACAUAGCGCAUAUGCGGCGCCAGGAUGUCGUCAAGAAGAUUGUCCAUUCGAACUUCACCUGGAUGCCCAAAAAGCAGGAUAUGCAGGCCACCCCGAAAGUGCAGCAACAGCCACGGCCGCUUCUCUAUGCCACAAUUUCAACAAACAACCAGAUUACUCCGCCGCCAUCACCUCCGCCAACAGCAUUGAUUCUGAAGCCGGGACCCACGCCGAGCUUCGCCAACUACGCCGCGCUCACGUCCCGCUUUGUGGACAUCUCGGACAUGGAUAUGCCUUCGGUGGCGAGGCCAGCAGCUCAGACGCCAUUCAGACAGCAGGAGGUUGGGUCAGUUAUUCCCGUCCAGGUUCAGCCUCAGCCACAUCAAGUAAACAAGCCGAAAGUGCCUCCGCCGCCAUCGGCUGUUACGGCUAACAAUACGUACGCGUAUCCGGCGGCCAUUGAUGUGCGUCAAGUGCGGCCCCCUGCUCCUCCAAAAUCUACGCCUGAGACGUACGCCACGAUUUCACCACAAAGAAAGGCGGGCACGAUGCGUGUGCCGCCACCAGCGCCUCCGAAGCCAACGAUUUUGCCCAACACCUGCUCGAUGAUGUCCGUGCAAUAUGCAACAGCUUCUAGGCCACCACCGCCUGCACCUUUAGCCAAACCAGCAUCAUCGAUUAAAGCACCAGCAGCCGCAUAUGUGCCUCCUCCGCCACCGCAGCAAAAGCCGAGUCCAAAAACUCCAGCAGCAGCUGCAUCUGGCGUGCCUCCGCCGCCGCCCCCAAUGCCGGUUUUAGUUGCAUCUGGGGGGCCACCGCCACCGCCUCCAAUGCCAACAGCAGCAUUUGGUGCGCCUCCACCGCCGCCAAUGCCAGUUUCCAGUGCGGCAGCACCAAAAGCAAUCCAAAAGUCAGACCAUCCUAAGGCUGCGUCCAGUGCAUCUGCGGGAGGAGAUCGUGAUGCGUUCCUGGAGAGUAUACGGAACGGAGUAGCACUAAAGAAAGUUGAUAAAAAGGCAGCUACAAUAAGUGGCAUUAAGCCACGACCUGAACGAAAAGCAGCGCCACCAGCAAUGGAUUUCAUGAGCGAAUUGAAGCUUGGACUAACGCUGAGACGUACUAAAAAUCCGGCCGACAAUCCAUAUUCCGAUGAGUCACAAGCAUGAUGGCGGUUAAAAAUUCAAUUGUAGCCGCUACACCUUACAACACUGGACGAAAUGUAAUGCUGCCAGACUGAGACAAUUAAGUACGGAUGGAAAUAGUUUUUAAUUUUAAAUACAAAUAACCAUGACAAUUGCAUAUAAAACGUUUGUAAAUAAAUAUGUUUUGCAUGAUAAGGCAUAUCUCUGUGAUUUCAGUCUCAAUUUGGCUGCUAAAUGUACGAAAAACACACAUACUUUACCUACAUUUGUAUAGUCCCUUGUUUGCUUGUGUGUGUGUGUGCAAAGCCAUAAUCAGCUGACGCCGGCCCCCUCCAGCAUUUGCGCAGCCAUUCAAGUGAGAUUGCACUUUUGCAACAAGUGUGGAGUUGGAAAAACGCACAAAGUGCCAUUGAGAAGCAUUAUGCAACG
Drosophila obscura is the source of this 2308-nucleotide messenger RNA. It is a transcript of the gene Whamy, whose product is annotated as formin-like protein 14. Gene Ontology annotation, molecular function: microtubule binding; actin binding. Gene Ontology annotation, cellular component: cytoplasm; actin filament. The coding region runs from base 146 to 1903 and encodes 585 amino acids. NCBI's taxonomy places the organism in Eukaryota, Metazoa, Arthropoda, Insecta, Diptera, Drosophilidae. The record is from RefSeq and is a predicted model, not a curated record. The transcript has 6 exons. Gene Ontology annotation, biological process: actin filament polymerization.